AGUGACCAGGCCUGGUAUGAGUGAAAGUAAACAAUGCCUCAGGUGUGGUGUGCCGUUGCAUAGUGCCUGUGGUAGUAGGAGGAGGAAUAGUGCCCAAUUGUUGGUGUCAGUGACAGAAAUAGUGCCCCAUCGUCUGUGUCAGUUGGGGAAUUAUGCCCCACUGUUGGCGUUAGGAAUAAUGACUCAAAUUAGUGGGAGUAUUCAUGCCCCAAGGGCCGGAUAUAGGCUAGCAAAGGGCCCCAUCAUUGGUGUCAGUGGGAGGAAUAGUGCCCCAUCACUGGUGUCAGUGGGAGGAAUAGUGCCCCAUCACUGGUGUCAGUGGGAGGAAUAGUGCCCCAUCACUGAUGUCAGUGGGAGGAAUAGUGCCCCCAUCACUGAUAUGUGAUGGAUUUGGUAAAAUGCCUAUUCUGUUUUCUGUUUAAAUGGGAGGAAUAGUGCCCCCAUCACUGAUAUCAGUGGGAGGAAUAGUGCCCCCAUCAUUUAUAUCAGUGGGAGGAAUAG
This is a messenger RNA of Staurois parvus, 501 nucleotides long. The record is from the annotation of a GenBank genome assembly. NCBI's taxonomy places the organism in Eukaryota, Metazoa, Chordata, Amphibia, Anura, Ranidae.